CAACGACGUCCACACGGUGGCGCUCGCGCGACAGCUUGACACAAACGUUUUGUUGACGGAAGUUCCUGCGGAAGAAAUAGAAGCAACAAUGGUGCGGGUGAAGUCGAGGUAUCUGUUGUGUGAGAUAAACGUCUCUGACAGGCGCGACCUGCUGAAGCUGGACGAACGAGCUGUUUUGGGGACCGUGAAGGCAACGGUGGCCCGCAUUCACGGUGUCUACGGGACAGCUCUCUGCAGCUACCGAUUCUUUGUGAAAUAUCUGAACGCCUACACUGGAAUUGUAUUUCUCCGUUUCCCGAAAAGCUGUUACAAACUCCUCUGGUCUGCUCUGCCAUUCAUUACAAGUAUUGAAUGUCGUGGACGAAUAAUCCCAUGUUUCUUCAACUGUUUGCACGUUGGAGGAACAAUCAGAACAUGUCAGAAGUUUUUGAUCCGAUACAACACCCGGCAGCUCCAUCGAAUGCUCCCGAAAUGUAAAGAUGAAGAGGAAAAAAGGCAGAUUCAAGAAGCAAUUCUAAGCUGCUCUCUAACAGGUGGAGGCGAUGAAGCAUUGGAGGAGGACGAGCGUGAGAGCGAAGAGGAGGAUGGAGAGUAGUCGACCAAGAAUCUCUUUUAUUUCGUUUCAUAGGAUUUUUCAGUGACUAUGUAAACAUCGAACUUUGAAUAAUCAUGGAGACCUAACAGCAGCAUGGCUAAUAUUCUACAAUUUCACUUGAAAGUAUGUCAGCAUAAAAAUAUCAGUUACGUGGCAUGCUAAAAAUAAUAUUGUAAUCUAGUUUUAAGUUUGACAUUUUUAUGUAAGAAAGGUGUUUAUGUUUUGUCUAUGAAAUUUUGUUUGUCAUAGUAUGUAAUUAUUUAUCUUUUACAUUAUUUUCUGCACAAACUCACAAAAACCAGCCGUGGAUUCAGUGGCGUUUACUGGUAAAUAAAACAGUAGAAGCAAACGGCUAGAUUUUUUUAUAGCAAUAGAA
Molecule: messenger RNA, 971 nt
Organism: Poeciliopsis prolifica (blackstripe livebearer)
Lineage: Eukaryota; Metazoa; Chordata; Actinopteri; Cyprinodontiformes; Poeciliidae
Gene: pop5
Product: POP5 homolog, ribonuclease P/MRP subunit
Exons: 5
Coding region: 89-595 (168 amino acids)
Biological process (GO): tRNA 5'-leader removal
Cellular component (GO): ribonuclease P complex
Molecular function (GO): ribonuclease P RNA binding
Source: RefSeq, a predicted model, not a curated record